Messenger RNA from Lathyrus sativus (Indian pea), 273 nucleotides. The record is from the annotation of a GenBank genome assembly. NCBI's taxonomy places the organism in Eukaryota, Viridiplantae, Streptophyta, Magnoliopsida, Fabales, Fabaceae.
AUGUUAACAUAUAGCCUCCUUAUCUAUGAUUGGUCUGUCAGUCUUACCAAAGCGCUUGAAAGUUACAUGAGAAAUUUUGUGUGGAGUGGAGACAUCUGUAAAAGGAAGUCGUUAACUGUGACUUGGCACAAAGUUUGUAGACCUUUUCAUCAAGGUGGUCUUGGUAUCAGAUUUGUUUCCUGUAUUAAUGUUGUAACCAAUCUCCAAUUGUGUUUAGAAUUGUUUAAUUCUUCCAGUCAUUGGGCUCAGCUUCUUAUGCUCAAGGAUUUGUGA